Molecule: messenger RNA, 228 nt
Organism: Meloidogyne enterolobii
Lineage: Eukaryota; Metazoa; Nematoda; Chromadorea; Rhabditida; Meloidogynidae
Source: the annotation of a GenBank genome assembly
AUGACCGAUGAGGAAUCACUCGAUAGCGGUAUAGGUCCAGGAGUAAUAAUAAAUAAAAAGUGGGGUCAAGAGUUUUAUCCUUUAAAUUGUGUAUUUCUAAGUAAACACUGGGAGGAAGGAGCAAAUCCUGAUGAGAUUAAUUUUCAGUUAAACGAGAAAGAAGAAUUUAAUGAAAACCAAGAAGAAAGUCCAAAAACUGUAAUUGAAGUAGAAGUAGACACUCGUUGA